UAACGUGUGUUGUGGUGGCGCGCGCGGAAUGUGAAUCAUUUUCAAGAGUGUGUGAAGCAGACGAGAGAGUGAACCCAGCACCAGUGGCAGCAGUAGCAGCAGCGGCAGAAAAGCCGGCUGGGUGGAAAAAGUGUUUCUGCAGAAUUUGUGCAGAGGAAAAUCUGCUUCUUCCGUACGCCACCAAACCAGCGACGACAAUGGUGUUGGUCGCACAUGGGUUAAGCGCUUUUCACCCAAUCAAUAUUAGUAGGCUGUGCGUUGUUGUUCCAGGCUGAAAAAGAAUCCCCCAGGUGGUGGUGCUGCACCGUGUGUUUGCUUUGGCUCCAGCAAGCAGUUUUUCACGAAAAACGAAAACCGGAGUAGCUCCGUUGACGCUUGUGGUGAUCAAAACGUGUAACCGGGUGUUGGAAAAGCAGAACAGUGUCGUCAAUCCAUUGCAACACAUAUUGCCCGCAACAACAAAAAAUCACAGGGUUGGAAAAUCGGUUUUCCGUUUCGUGUGUUUUUCUUGUGGUGCGCGUUUAAUGAGAUAAAAAAAACAGGUAUGCAAAAACGUACGAAAGCAGGUCGGUGCCGCCAUUUACCAAGAGGGCGUUAAUACGCGGUGUUGUGUGUGCGAUAGUGGUCAUUACAAUUUUUGUGACAUAAGCAGCAGAAGCCUGCAAGAUAUCCUAAAGGAUGAUGUAAAAGAAAGUGAAGCUUACUUCGACAGUAUCCUUGGUGCAGUUCCAUCGAUAAGAGCCGCGGUAUUCUUCUUCUCCUGUGUCAGUCAGGUCGUUGUCGACAACCCCCUAUGUGUCAACCGCGCUGCUGCUGAACGUGAAGGAACAGGCAGAGGCGCCUGUAUGUUUGUGUGCGGCGACGACUUGUGAACGAACACAAACACACUAACACACAGUCAAAGUAGCCGCAGCUGCAGUGGUGUAGAGAGUGUUUUGCCAGCAACACCAUCAUCCGAAACCACGGCAGCCACCAACAACAGCAACAGCAGCAGCAGGCACCGUCAUCGUUCAAAACAUCAACAAUGACAUCGGCAAGUGAUGAGCCAGAUCCCAAGAUGUCACGGUUGCUGAAGCUCGCCCAGAAGUUUAACUGCUUCUAUCUGAACGGUUUCAUGAAAGGUGACUGCCGUCCGUUCGUUGUGGACGGCCACCAGGUGGGACUGGUCAGCCAGAAUGUGAUCGAGCAGCUGCUCAAACAUCCCGAAGUAUUUCACAUCCGUGCGCCGGAGCACGGCAAGCAGAACAUUGUCGAACUGAAUCCUGCCUUCCGGGAUUACAAUACACGCUCGCAGCAGGUCGACCGGAUACUGCGCGAAUUUCGCAAACAGGGCAUGUUCGUGGCGCUCAAGGGAUGGCGCGACGAAUGCUACGAUGUGAAAUCGUCCACCGGCUCCCUGCUCAAGAUGGACCGCUCGGCCACUUGCCUGUUCGGGGUGCGCAACUACGGUGUGGAAAUUAACGGGUACGUGCGUCACCCAACGAAAGGCCUCUGCAUUUGGCUCCAGCAACGGUCCGAUACGAAGCAAACGUGGCCCGGCAAGUGGGACAACAUGGUGAGCGGUGGGCUGGCGGUCGGGUACGGUGUGCUCGAAACGGCCAUCAAGGAAGCGGCCGAGGAAGCAUCGAUACCGGGACACUUGAUAAAGAAUCUCGUGUCGGCCGGGUGUGUGUCGUUCUUCUUCGAGAGCGAACGUGGCCUGUUCCCCAACACGGAGUUCGUGUACGAUCUCGAACUGCCGGAAGACUUUGUGCCUGAUAAUUCGGACGGUGAGGUGCAGAACUUUCAGCUUUUACCGGCCCACGAAUGUCUCGAGCGGGUGUUUAUGCCCGACUUUAAAACCACCAGCUGUCCGGUGGUGAUCGAUUUUCUCAUCCGCCAUGGUAUUAUUACGCCGGAAAAUGAAUCAAAUUUUACGCAGGUUAUCGAGCUGCUGCACGUUCCGCUGCAGAGCCUAUACACCUACCGUACGACGCCAAACGAAGAAGCGGCCAAUGCCCACGUUAUGACUACCACCGCAGCUACCAUUACAGCGGCCACAACAAACCAACGAGAUCUCAACAGUAGCAGCAAUAACAAGAACAGUAUCGGGAAUGGUAAGCUCUAAAAUCAAUCGAACGACCUCCCUGCUCGGAGAAACAUAGUACGUAAAGGUGUGAACUGCAUCAACGAGAAUGAAGACAAGCGCUUCAAGCGCCCCAGCAAGCAGUGGAGAAGAUUGACUAAAGCCAUCUGCUUCAAGACAAUGUGGCACAGGAUAAUUCGUCUGUUUUUGCCACCCGACAACCCGAGUACGUAAAAACCAUAGCAAUGCACAUUUUAUGUUACAGCAAAGCCGCGUAAAAGACUCGAAAAAGGCGGUCAGAGAAAAAGGCUAGCUUUUUGUUUUGGAAGUGAACGUUAUUAUAGCGAGUUGUUCUUAAGAACAAAACAAUUACUAAUCUUUAAAAUCAAGCAAAGGAAAGGAAAGCGCAUAUACAUAUGUGCACACGAGUUUUAAACCGUUUCAAUUUUAGGUUUGUUAUGUUAAGUCCAAAGUAAUGAUUUGUUUUCCUUCGUUUUUACAAUGCAGCAUACAAUGCUUAGCAGAUGGAAUAGUGCGUAAAACUAUCACGUAACAACACACAUUCAUAGGGGUUAAGGACAAACCAAGCGCUGUAGCAGCUACCAAAAUUUAAACCCUGUUGACACAAUCGGUACCGUUCUACGAUGAGCAGUUCGAUAAGGCCAAAAAGCAAACAGAAACUCCCGACAUAGGGCGGAAGUUUGAUGUCACCGUUUUGUUUUGUACAAUCAAACGUAACAACAAUUUGUAGUCUGGUUACUGUAGGAUGUAGUACACUCUGGUGGCCUGAGAGAGGGUGAUUUAUGGAAAUUGUUGUGACCCAGCCACGAGUUCUAGAAGUCCAGGCAAAAACCUCUCGAGGUUGAAGAUUGGAUUUUUUUUUCCUGGUGGCCGAUCCGUUUUCCCCGGCUGCAUUAGAUCUCCCUCAGGUCUGACCACUUGAUCCAGCCAACGAGCUCGCUCUGCUCGUGUACGCCUCGAGCCACACGGGUCGCUGGUGAGGACCUGCUUCGUAGGGCAUGAGUCCGGCAUGGUCAUCAUGGUUCAUCCUCCUUCUCCACACGCCCUGCUCACACACAACACACACACACCGCCAAAGAUAGUCUGUAGCACCCUAGGACUACGGAAAAUGUCUCAGUUAACUUCGGGAAAAGUCUGCAAAGUGAAGUGGACACAACAAAGCAAGCAAUUUUUAUGCCAGAAACCCCAUUUUUUAAAGGCUUGAAGAGUGUACUAUCCUCCUAACAGUUUGUAACACACACAUAAACAGGUAGCCCCCCAUCGGAAUGAUAUCUAGUGCUGUUCUGGUCUUAACACAAUCAUCCACAGGUAGAAAACUAUGUCCGGCUCGAUACACACAAACAAAACUUACUUACUACACUCACUUAUCAGCCGCUACAAUCGCUUUGCGGUUCUUGGCCUGCUGCAACAAUCCUCGAUUUAACGCCAUCGUCUGCCAAUCCGUCAUCCCGGCUGUUCUGACGGACGCAUCAAUUUGGGCCUACCACGCCUCCUCUGUCCGUGUGGACGGCCUUAAAGGACUUUACGGGCUGGUUCGUCCGGUGUCAUUCUCAUGACGUGACCAGCCCACCGGCAGAUUGGUUGGAAAUCGGUCAGGAUUUCAGCCUUCCUCCAACCACCGAGUAAACUAACCGCGUGGGUAGAGUAGCUCUAGCCGCAUGAGGGGUCAGAGCAUCUGAGAGAUUCCACUCAAGUAGUGCUGGAGAUCAUUCCGAGCAGCCUGAGUGUACUUACUAUCGGCUAGGAAUUUUUGUACCAAUAUUCCAGGAGCGGGGAGAGUCUCAUAUCUUCUUUUUCUUUGGCACUACAACCUCGAGAGGUCUCGGCCUGCCAUUUCUGGCUUUCUGUGACUUAAUUUUACCCGUAGAAAAGGAGUCAGCCUUUCGUACGGGGAGGCGGUCUGGAUGGGAUUUGAACCCCGGCCCUGCCGCUGUCGCCUCGGCCACCGGACCGCCCCAGAGUCUCAUAUACCCGACGGUUAUUAUGGGUUACUCCCCCAAACGUACCGCGGGAGCCAGCUACAGCUAGGCUAGUGGGACGCAAUCUCAACCAGGUUUGAGCGUCUUCAUGGUCACGGCCAUAACCGAUACCAUUAAGGUAGGCUCCCAGAUCGACCGCGACAGCGAGGUUCUCGUCGACUGCCUCACGAAUUGCUCCGUACUCAACAGUUCUACCAUCCCUAGAGGAGGUUACCUGGAGAAGGCGGCGCCACAGCAACAUGACCGCGUAGCACUGGUACAUCCCCAAAGAGAGAUAUCAUUUUCCGAUAUGAGUGACCGAUCAGCAUCAUAAAGCCAGUGAAAUCCGCGUGGAACUCCAAGGCUUGAUGAAUCUCAGUGAACUCCAUACCGCCAUCAAAGAUGGCUUCAUAAUUUGAGAGAAGCGGAUCACUCUUGUCGGUUGUGAAUGUUUUGGACCACGUGUUCAGGACGAAGUACUAAACCAAUAACUCACUAGGGAUGAAAUUGGUUAAAUUGGACAAAAAACACAUUAACUCAAUAAGAUUGCUUAAACCAUUGCUUGGUAAUCCUGUGGAUGACUGUGUUAUGCCCCUGGGAACCAUUGGAUGUCGGGGCAGAUUUAUAGACAAGCACAGCUUAGAGCACUUUUAAUCAUAUAACGUCUGCCAAAAAAAAGUAAAAUCGAAACCCAACAGUAAGCAAUCAACAAGAAGAAAGAAAGAAAAAUCAAUCGUACGUCGGACGUCUCUUUACCAAACCGUUCCGGGUAUUAGGCUCAGGAAGGAGGAAACAUUGCCAGCAAAGAAACAGUAGCAAAUCCUGCAUCAAGGCCCGUAUUUAUCGUCUGAUUUCGUUUUUAAAAAAAAGGUAUGCGAUCUGGCUGCUCGUUUACCGUUCUGCUAGCAACGAGCUAUCCACGACUGAACCAUGUGAACUGCGAUGCGCGCGUAUUAUUGGUUUUAGCUUGUAACACUUGGAAUGCUUAGCAGGAAACGAAUCGUAGCGGGCAGGGGAAAAGGUAGGUAAUAAGGUGGAGGUUAGCAGCGCAUAGAGAGUUUCGAAUGAACAAGUUAAGUAGAUAGGUAGAAAAUAAGGACGACCUUAUACGUCCGUGUAUUAUGAAUCAUUUAGAGAGCUCCUGUGUGCGUGUGUGUGUGACGAAAGGACGGAAGCUAAGCUAGGCUGCUUUUGCGACUUGAUUUACCCCCUCUGUGCCAUUUCAAUUCAACGACAAGACUAUAUUACAUAGAUGUAUCACCCCGUCUCUCCUUCAAGGCGUAUCACCAACAUGACGAACAACACUGACUGCUACAACUACUACUACGCAUCACACGCGUUUAAAAUAAGGCUUCCUAUUUAACUAGCCAUCACACGCACGCACGCACGCACGCACGCACGCACGAUCUACCGCGUUCUUAACUUGUUCUCAAAACUCUGGUCUUUUGGAAAAACCAAAACCGACAGCUGCUAACGGCAGCGCAGCAUUCAAGGACGCGGCGCGUGGACGGAUGCUGUCCUUAGGUUAGUCCGUUUUGCUGUGUAUCCUGUACUUUUUUUUUUUGUUCGUUGUACUAUUAUUAUUAUUAAUGUUAUUCUGAUAGUCUUUUCGAUCGAUCAUCACCGUACCGGAUCGGAAGGGGGGGGGGGAAUCGAACCGGAUCCGAGAAAGCGUAACUGGUUUGGAAGGCGGUGAGAAAGAGUGGGAGGUGGAGUAAAUAUUUAUUGUAUUAAACCUAGAAUCUGUUCUUUCUUGUAUACCCUAUAAAAGCGAGAUAUUCAAAAAUCAA
Molecule: messenger RNA, 5834 nt
Organism: Anopheles stephensi (Asian malaria mosquito)
Lineage: Eukaryota; Metazoa; Arthropoda; Insecta; Diptera; Culicidae
Exons: 4
Coding region: 1025-2107 (360 amino acids)
Molecular function (GO): 8-oxo-dGDP phosphatase activity
Source: RefSeq, a predicted model, not a curated record